Messenger RNA from Suillus paluster, 1090 nucleotides. RefSeq names its product PRTase-like protein. The record is from RefSeq and is a predicted model, not a curated record. NCBI's taxonomy places the organism in Eukaryota, Fungi, Basidiomycota, Agaricomycetes, Boletales, Suillaceae. The coding region runs from base 50 to 700 and encodes 216 amino acids. The transcript has 11 exons.
UUGGUUGUACCACGAUCAUCAAGCUCUCGAGACUCCAUCAGUGCUAGCAAUGGCAGCGUCAACUGCGCCGACUUCUCAAACACACCCAGCUUCGCUACCACCAUCGGCCCUGUAUACCAUCAUCCGCGAUAAAACCACGAGUCGUGGAGAUUUCUUAUUUUACUCUGACCGGAUCAUUCGUCUACUCGUUGAAGAAAGUCUAAAUCAUCUCCCUGUGGUCCCAAAGACAGUGGAGACUCCAACGGGCGUUACGUAUGAAGGCGUUGGUUUCGAGGGUAAGAUAUGUGGAGUAUCAAUCCUGCGUGCUGGCGAGGCCAUGGAAGCUGGUCUUCGAGAAGUAUGCCGUAGCGUGCGCAUAGGGAAGAUUCUGAUUCAACGAGAUGAAGAGACCGCUCUUCCCAAGCUCUUUUAUUCCAAGCUUCCUGAAGACAUCGCAUCCCGAUACGUGCUUCUCCUUGAUCCGAUGUUGGCUACUGGAGGCUCCGCUAUGAAGGCAGUUGAGGUUUUGCAGGAACAGGGCGUUCCAGAAGAGCGAAUUAUCUUCAUCAACUUGAUUGCAGCACCAGAAGGCCUGAAGAGAUUUUGUGGUAGAUUCCCCUCUUUGCGCGUGAUCACCGGAUGGAUAGAUAAAGGCCUGAAUGAAAAAUCCUACAUUAUUCCAGGUCUGGGUGACUUUGGAGAGCGAAGAUAUUGCGAGUGAAGGAUCGCGAGUAAUGUCAACCAUCGUGCUCUCGCAUGAAUUUCAUGCAACAUUCAAGUCCUUGGUCCUCCAUACCUUUCGUCAAAUAAAUGAUUGAGCUUGUAGAAGCGACAUUGAUACUAGGCCAGUAAUAAUCCAUGCUAGUGAUAUCAGCUAAGAGGAGCGCCUGCGGACCUCGGCUGGAAUAAACAAAAGACUACACAAUUGUUGGCGUUGACUCGCUUGCCAAAUUAACUAACACUUUCCCUCGUACUCGUCCCAAGCUUCUUCCUAUGUCUCGCACUGUCCGGUACCAUCAAUUUGACAGAAUGCGCCUUUGGUGCCGGUCGCCAAAACAGUGGAGGGACUGAGCGAAGAGUAUCGAUAGAAUGACUGUGCUCUGUGGAUGCG